UUUAGGAUUUUAUUUUGCUUGACUUGCACGCUCUCAACGUCUCACCUUCACCGUUACCGUGACGACCUGUGAAGGCAUUCAAAACUUCCUCCGCUGCACUUCAGGAGUAAAAACGACUAAUAACAGCAUGUUAUUCUGUCAGGAUCCAACUACGAGAUGGAGAAGCAACAAGAAGAUAACCGGGCAGUGAUUAACAAAGAAGACAGGGUGCUAAAGCAUCAAGAGACGCCAGAGAGGAAAUAUAUUGAUGCCCUCCUAGAUAUUAGUGAGGAGAGCUUCAUGAGAGAUCUACAACCAUAUGAGGAUCAUUGUUACUCUGGUUGGGAACAUGCUGUUCGGGGUUGGGCCAGAGUCUCUCCUAUGAGCUGCAUAUUGAUGAAUGAGAAGAACCAGGACAAAGCAAAGCAUGAGGAGGCUGACAAUCCGGCCACUUUGGUGCUCAACCGAACACUCUCUAAAGCAGGCAGCAAAGCCAGCCUGGUGGAGCAGUACUGUAAGUCCCACGCAGGCCUGCCUAACAUUAAGGAAGCUGGAUCAAUGGACCACCAUGCAGGACCUUGGGGUCCAACCGAAUGGCCUGUCCACAAUACCACUCAGAAAUACUUGCUAGGUUCCUUCUUUGAGGGGAAGAUGGAGAAGAAAGGAAUGCUACAAGAGACGACUUCAUCGCCUUGCCAUCUGUCCUCACAGUCGUCCCUGUCAGGAAGUAGGGCCUUGAAAGCUCAGAAGCACACAAUUAGGGAUGUCACAGUGGUUCCAAUCAAGAAUUUGACAUUUUUACCUCCUAUCAUUUCACCACAGACAAAGCCUAAGGUCAACACCCAUGUCUGCAGGGGCAAGAAGACCCCAGAUGCAAAAAUCUUUCACAAGCCUGAGAAGAGGAUCGGAGUAAGUCGGACACAACUGGACAUUGUAGCUUACUCCAACCUUCCUGUUGUCUCCACAGCCCCGAUUUUGAGCCACCAGGCAUGCCAGCAAAACCCCCAUUUGUUCCCUGCUGUUGGUGUUUCUGUUUCUAGGAGGCAACCAUCCAUAUCUCUCAAACCUGACACAUUGGAUCCCACAAGGUACUCACUGGACAAGAACAUGUCACAAGCUAUGAUGCAACCUCUGGUGCCUGCCAGGUGCCUGUUCACCUAAGCAUCAGGACUGUGUACUAUUCAGCUUUAUGAGGCUUAUGAGAUAAAUGUGUGUCAUCACUAAAAACAUUCAGUCAAAUAAAGUCCCUUGGUUAUACAGCUAAA
Molecule: messenger RNA, 1244 nt
Organism: Girardinichthys multiradiatus
Lineage: Eukaryota; Metazoa; Chordata; Actinopteri; Cyprinodontiformes; Goodeidae
Gene: cmc2
Product: C-x(9)-C motif containing 2
Exons: 3
Coding region: 157-1140 (327 amino acids)
Cellular component (GO): mitochondrion
Source: RefSeq, a predicted model, not a curated record